Molecule: messenger RNA, 2151 nt
Organism: Setaria italica (foxtail millet)
Lineage: Eukaryota; Viridiplantae; Streptophyta; Magnoliopsida; Poales; Poaceae
Exons: 2
Coding region: 120-1628 (502 amino acids)
Source: RefSeq, a predicted model, not a curated record
CAUUCGCACGUCCUCUUUACCCCAUCCCCAACAGCCGCCGUCUUGCGCUUGCGCUCCCCUCUUCCUCCUCGAGAUAUCCCUCCUCCCCUACCGGGGGCCGCCGCAUCCGCUGCGAAGCCAUGGCCGCGCCUCUAUACCGCUCGCACCACCCCAGAUCCAACUUCAGAUCCUAUUUUAUCUCGUUACAGUCGCCCCGCACACCGUCCAUGACCAACGGAGCAGUGGAUCCGCCAGAUCCGUUCAUGGUGUUGGUUGAUGCCUUCAUCCCGAUCAUAGACGAGGUAUCAGCCUUGAUCGUGGAAAACGGCGGGCCGUCGCACCCGCCCUUCUGGGGCCACAUCCCGUUCCCGCCGUCAGUCAGCCCGAAAGAACGGGCGGCGGCGCAGCAAAGGGCGGUCGCCGAGGGGCUCCUCCGGUACCGGAGAGAGCUGGAGUGGCCGGCGGAGGACAUCUUGCGCGAGCGCAGGGCCUCCAACCCCAGCGCGGUGCGCAAGCUGGUGGCUUUCGGCGGUUGGGAAGCCGCCCUCUACCUUGCAAUCCUGGAUGGGAUCGAGCCCCACCUCGAGAUCCCCCACCCCCCCGGAGUCGCCUCCCUCGUGCUCAGCGUGUCCGCCGGAGCACGCGACACCUUCAACCAGUUCCCCAGCGGCGCAUCCAUAGCGGGCGCCGACCACAACAUCAUCGCCAUGUACGCCGGGCCGUACCGGCCCACGUUCCCUCCGCCGGGUUUCUACCUGGUCUACGACUCCUUGGCCAACUCCCUCGCCGCCGUCCUGCCGCUGCCGCCGUCCUCCGCCUCGCAGUUCACCCACCGUGGCGUCGGAGCCGGGACCGCCGUCCUCCGCCACGACCCGCCUAGCGAGUACGUGCUCGCCGAGCUCCUCUACCACCGCACCUCGUCAACACAGGCUACUCUGUUCACGUGGUGUUCCUCCGGCGCCGUCGCAGGCCAGUGGAUCAACAAGGAGGUUGUGCUCCCGUUUCCCCUCCCGUCUGACCCUGCUUACAUUUUCUGUGCUGAUGUCGUGUUCGCGCUGGGAGACAAUUCUAUAUGCUGGGUGGAUCUCCUUAAGGGCAUCCUGAUCUGCGACAAGGUUAUGGAUGAUCCAAAGUUUCGGUUCAUAUCCUUGCCCAAGGGAUACUCCCGGUCAUGGCAUCCUGAGCAAGGCCGGGGGAGGCCAAGGGACUUCAGCUCCAUGUGCAGUGUUCGUGGUGACACUGUCAGGUUCGUUCACAUGAAUCCAGCCAGCGACAUUGACGACCUGAUCACCCUCACAACAUGGACUCUCUGCAUCUCAAACUCAGUAUGGAAGAAAGGCGGAUCCUUCCGUAUCAUUGAUGUGUGGGCUGAUCCAACCUACGAAGAGCUGAAGCUGCCCAAGAAGGUGCCCAGGUGCCCCAUUCUUAGCCUCCUUGAUGAGGAGGACGGCGUCGUCUACCUCACUGUGGCUGAGAACAACUGCCAGUAUGUGUUCUCUGUUGAUGUGGAACGUAGGAUGGUAGUUUCUGGCAACAGGUUACCUCCUGAAGGCCGACAAUUUAGCCGCAUCAUGGCAGUUGAGGUUACCAUGCACUUGAACAAGAGGCGGUCCAGGACUGGUGGAGAGCACCUUGUACCGUUGAAGUGAAGCACGAGGAAGGAGAGGGAGGACCGUGAAAGCAUCCGAAGUUAACAAGUUUCUGAAUGCUUACUGCUGUCUGUCUUAUGCUGUUACCUUGCUAAUCUUGGGGGUUUUCUGAAGUCGUCAUGUAGUUCUGAAGUAGUUCCCUGGAGCCUUGCUAAUUCAGAUGUCAUUACUCUUUCGUAGUUUUGGGCUAGUCUUGGACUUGAGCUGUAGCCAGGCCGGGCCUCCUGCAGAAUGCAACAAUAUAUACUUCUGUGGGAUGGUGAUGCCCUCCACCAAAUGAAGUGAAGGCCAUAUCAGGCUAGUAUGUUAUUGGAAUAUCUAUUUAUUUGCCAUUUGCAGGGGUGGUCGCAGGAAUGUUGGUGCCAACGUUCACACGCAUAGUUUGUCAGCUUUGACAGAAUUAACGCGCUUCCAGAAAUUGUAUACCAUAUGCUUUGAUGAAACACUGGAACCAUAGAUUGUCAGUUAAUAUGCACGUGUGAGCAUGUGUACGUGCUGCUCGGCGGGCGGCAUUUUUAUAUAA